Molecule: messenger RNA, 629 nt
Organism: Monoraphidium neglectum
Lineage: Eukaryota; Viridiplantae; Chlorophyta; Chlorophyceae; Sphaeropleales; Selenastraceae
Exons: 1
Source: RefSeq, a predicted model, not a curated record
GCGACGAGCGGCGGCUGAUGCACAGCGGCUGCGCGCAGGUCAGCCUCCGCAGCCGCGACGGCGCGUGCCUCACGCUCGUGUCAGGCGCGCAGGGCAGCAGCGGCGGCGGCAGCGGCAGCGCCGAAGACGCAGCGCCGGGCGCGCUGCAGCGGCUCGUGCGGUUCGAGGGGCUGCGGCUGCCUGGUACGGGCAGCGGCCGCAGUACGGCGGCAGCGGGCGCCGCCGAUGGGGCCCCGGCACCAGGCAGCAGCGCCUGGAGCGCGGGUGUGGUGGGGGCGGCCCCGCUGGGGGACGCGUUUGUCGCGUCGGCGUGGGCGGAGGGCCGACGGAGGUGCGGCGCGGGCGCAGGCGCGCGCCGCGGCGCCGAUUUCGGCUGGGGCGUGGGGCUACACAGCCAGCCGGACGCGGGGGGUUCUGCGGUGGGCCUUGUGCUCGCGCGCCCUGCAAGCAGCGGCGGCGGCGGCGGCAGCAGCGGCGGCGGCAGCGGGGCGGCUCCGCUGCUGUGCGAGCUGUCCUGGCGGCUGCCGCUGGCGGACGGCCUGGAGCUGUCGCCCGGCGCGAUGGUCGUGCGCGCGGCGGGCGCGGGCACUGCAACGGCGUUGCGUAUUGGUGCAAGCUGGCGGUUUUGA